AUGUUCAAUCAGCAUUUGAUGAAAGCCACUGUUCGAUCGCAAGAUCUCAUCAAGUCAAAGAGGAAGCAGCGCAAGCCGCGCUCGCUGUUAUUGCUUUUGAAAAGCUUUGUAGGUCUACGUGUACGCAUUGACUUGAAGAAUGACUCGGUUUUGGAAGGUGUGGUAGAAGAGGUUGUGCAGGAUAUGGACUUUACUCUGCUGGACGCCUGUGAGACUAAGCCCAACGGAACUUGUAUAAAUCUUGAUGAGGUGUUCGUGAUGGGUAAGACAGUGCUGUACGUGCACAUCCCAGACCGGAUUAACAUCUCGCAGCACCUUCAGCAAUAUACGCGUAUGGUUCGCCAGAGUGCUAUGAUGUAUACUCGGGCAAAGCGCUCGACUAGCUCAAUGUGA
Messenger RNA from Plasmopara halstedii, 393 nucleotides. RefSeq names its product Small nuclear ribonucleoprotein SMD1 and related snRNPs. The record is from RefSeq and is a predicted model, not a curated record. Bases 1 to 393 code for a protein of 130 amino acids. Gene Ontology annotation, biological process: mRNA 3'-end processing by stem-loop binding and cleavage. Gene Ontology annotation, molecular function: histone pre-mRNA DCP binding; U7 snRNA binding. Gene Ontology annotation, cellular component: nuclear body; cytoplasmic U snRNP body. The transcript is spliced from 3 exons. NCBI's taxonomy places the organism in Eukaryota, Oomycota, Peronosporomycetes, Peronosporales, Peronosporaceae.